Molecule: messenger RNA, 2822 nt
Organism: Oncorhynchus gorbuscha (pink salmon)
Lineage: Eukaryota; Metazoa; Chordata; Actinopteri; Salmoniformes; Salmonidae
Product: zinc finger protein 883-like
Exons: 4
Coding region: 207-2102 (631 amino acids)
Biological process (GO): regulation of DNA-templated transcription
Molecular function (GO): RNA polymerase II cis-regulatory region sequence-specific DNA binding; DNA-binding transcription factor activity, RNA polymerase II-specific
Source: RefSeq, a predicted model, not a curated record
UCAACAACAACAAUUCAACCAACAUAAAACUGAAACAUUGAAUCUCUGAAUAAUUGUAUAACUAAUAUAAUCAAUCACAGUGUUUAAAACACAGCGCUCUUAAUGUAUGUACUAGUUGAUUUAAACUUAAUUAUCUUGAUAAAUUUGCUACGGAGCCUACUAGCACCAGGGUAGUCGAUAAUGCUAGCUAGCUAACAUCCCCGACCAUGAACUCACAAAGUUACUCCCCCCCUGCUGAAGAAGAGGUCUGCUGGACGGAGAAACAAGCUCUUGGGCUGAACGUUGUCGUAAAAGAGGAAGAUGAUGAUAUUACAGUGAAAGGAGAGGAAGAAACAUUCAGAAUGAAAAAAUAUAAAAUGGAGGCUAUCACGUUGAAAGAAGAAGAGGAUGUUGAAGUGAAAGAAGAGAAAAUACUGUUUGUUGUGAAAAAGGAAGAGGGGAUCCAGGCUGUCGCAUUGAAAGAAGAGGAGACUGAAUAUCCGAUUAACACAAAGCCAAAAACAAGGCAAUAUGCUCCUUUCUGGCCCUCCCAGAGCUCUACAUUGAAAGAGGACAUCAGAAAGAUACAGGAGGGAUCUAACGUGGCACCCGUGAGUCCCAGACAGUUUGGUGGUGAUGAUGACGACGCCAUUCAAUGGAACGGAGAACCGGACAUGAAGGAUUGGUUUCCUAGCAACAGACUGGAGGCGGAGUCGGCUCCAGAGAAGCACAAGCCAGUGCAGAGGGAGGGUGAACACAUCUCACCCACACCCCUCCCCUGUCCCCGAGUCCCGGGUCGUGCCUCUCCCAGUAGCGCCUUAAUGUGGGGUCUGAAGAGGGUGUCUGUGCGGCUGGUGGACUGCAGGAAAACAACGGGGCUGAGUGGAACUGUGAGAGAAGGAGAAGAGGGUGAUUCAAUGGCAUCAAGUAAGAACAACGGAGAAAGACCAGACUCAGAGGAGCCAGAGACAUCAGCAAGACGACACCACUGCUCGCAGUGUGGAAAGAGUUUUACCCGGCUAUUACACGUGAAAAGACAUGAGAAGACACACACAGGAGAAAAGCCCUUCCACUGCUCCCAUUGUGGACAGAGUUUUACCAGGUUAUAUAGCCUGAAAAGACAUGAAAGGACACACACAGGAGAAAAGCCUUUCCACUGCUCCCAGUGUGGAAAGAGUUUUACCCGUUUAUGGCACUUGAACAUGCAUGAGAGAAGGCACACAGGAGAGAAGCCUCACGGCUGCUCCGAUUGUGGAAAGACUUUUACCCAAUCAUGGCACCUGAAAAUGCAUAAGAGAAUGCACACAGGAGAAAAGCCCUUCCCCUGCUCCCAUUGUGGAAAGAGUUUUGCCCAGUUAGGGAGCCAGAAAGAACAUGAAAGAGUACACUCUGGAGAAAAACCCUUCCAGUGCUCUCAUUGUGGAAAGAAUUUUACCUGGAUAGGGAACCUGAAAACUCACGAGAGGACACAUACAGGAGAGAAGCCUUUCCACUGCUCCUUGUGUGGAAAGAGUUUUACUCAGGUAGGGGGGCUGAUCAAACAUAAGAGAAUACACAAAGGAGAGAAGCCUUUCCACUGCUCCAUGUGUGGAAAGAGUUUUACUCAGUUAUGGACUUUAAAAACACAUCAGUGGACACAUACAGAAGAAAAGCCUCACACCUGCUCCCAGUGUGGAAAGGGUUUUGUUACGUUACGGGGCCUGAAAAAGCAUGAGAGAAUACAUACAGGGGAGGAGAAGCCUUAUCAAUGCUCUCAUCGUGGGAAAGGUUUCGGACGAUCAGGGUAUCUAAAAGUUCAUGAAAGAAUACACACUGAAGAGAAACCAUAUCAAUGCUCCCAGUGUGAAAAUACAUUCUUCUCACCAGGGGACCUGAAAAAACAUGAGAGAACACACUCUGUAGAGAGGCCUUUCCAAUGUUCCCAGUGUGGAAAGAGAUUUAUUCAGUCAUCGCAUCUGAAAGAGCACACAAGAAUACACACAGGAGAAAAUCCAUUCCAAUGCUCUCAUUGUGGAAAGGGUUUUAACAGGUUAAGGAGACUGAAAACACAUGAGAUGACACACAGAAAAAUAGCUUUUCCACUGCUCCCAGUGUGGAGAGUUUCACCCAAUCAAGAUACCUGAAAAAGCAUGCGCUAACACACUCUGCAGAGAAGCCUUGGAAGAGAGAAGGUAAUCCACUGCUCCCAUUGGGGAAAAAUAUUUACCUAGUUAGGGAACCUGAAAGACCAUGGACCCCACACUGGGGAGUUGCCUUACAUCUGCUCCCAGUGUGGAAAGAGAGAUUUCACAUAAACACAGGCAGUUUAGCUAGGUAGUUGGCUAGGUAAUUAAACUAGCUAGCUGGCUAGGUAGUUAAGUUAGCUAGCAGAGAGAACAGUCUAUGACUAGGGUGCCUGGAGUCUUUGACAAUUUUUGGGCCUUCCUCUGACACCGCCUGCUAUAGAGGUCCACUGCCUGGUAUAGAGGUCAUGACGUGCCCUUGGGAGGGGGGAAUCAUAACCCCCUCUCGCUCUCUCUCUCUCCACAGUUCUAUGACGGUCUUAAGUACUCUGUUUCUGGGUCUGUAGAAUUGGAAUUGGAAUAUGUGACUGUGGGACACAGGGAGAGACUUGGCUGAACUUUAUCAUUCAAAAGGUUGAAUGAUGAAACCGUAUUUCUGUAAAUCCGGACAGUUCGAAUGGUCGGUGGGAAAUCAAGGAAUGACGAAUUUGCUUCCUUUGGUGACCUCAUUAAAGACAGGAGACCCACAUUACUGUAUGUUUGUUUCCUUUGGUGACCUCAUUAAAGACAGGAGACCCACAUUACUCUGUUUGUUUCCUUUGGUGACCUCAUUAAAGACAG